Haliotis rubra (blacklip abalone) is the source of this 1545-nucleotide messenger RNA. RefSeq lists its product as uncharacterized. Bases 42 to 839 code for a protein of 265 amino acids. NCBI's taxonomy places the organism in Eukaryota, Metazoa, Mollusca, Gastropoda, Lepetellida, Haliotidae. The transcript has 4 exons. The record is from RefSeq and is a predicted model, not a curated record.
CAUGUCACUAACUGUACACCACUCUCACCAAAACAAGCAAUAUGGCGCUCUUCAGGAAGAUCUUACCGCGAAGCGUGAUGAAACGCAACUCAAAAGACAGUUUAACAUCAGACAGCAGCACAUCUCUAGUGAGCGACGACAACACUGACUGCAAGGUAGCACAGACAGACGACAGCGUGUGCGACAUCAUCGACAUAUUCAUUGAUGACAUCAAAUAUGACGACAAAAGGGGGGAUCUAAAUUCACGCUAUUCGCUGCACAGGCGACGAGACCGGAAGUUAUCCCGCAUGAAACAUGGUCUGUUAGAAAUGGACUCAGAAAUGAAGGAGUUACAGCGCAUGCUCACCAGAACGGAAGCGGAAAUAAAGGCGGUGGAGGGUGAAGCGAAGGAAAAGCUGCAAGAGUUGGAAAACGUUCUAAAACGUGUUGAUGUAGAGACGGAAGUAGAAGUGAAGAAGAAGGAGCCAUUAUUGUUUAAGAAAUACACCAAUCUGAAAACAUCAUCCGACUGUAAAAGCCUCAUCCGUACUGUCCGUCAGAAACACAGAGCGUUGCAACACCUGGAGCUGCUCGUCUACCGGAAGUACGUCAAAUUCCAACAUGGCGGAAUACCAAGCCCAGACAAGCCGAAGGCAAAGAUGUAUUCCCUCCUUCCGGUAAAGCCAAUGAGAUUGAAACCAUGUAAAACGUUUUCUGGAUCCAAAGACCUCCCUGAGGGUAUGGUGUUUGUUGAGAUAGAGGACCUGAAAAGCCCUGAUAACUUGAGAAUGGACCUGACCGUAGAGGAUGAAGACAUGCCGCUCACAUCGUACGACGUGCCCCUCGAGACCGAGGUGUGAUGUGGAAUAAAUAGUCGGGUAUUUACGUGACAUUUUGCACGCAGCAUCCGCUGAUUCAUCCAGAGUUAUCCCCUUUGAGACAGAGACGAUUGCAAGUGUCCUCAACGAGAUAUGUUUUGUUCUGCCAAGAAUAACUUACAAUGGAUGAAACAACACACAACGCCAAGAAUAAUGGCCGAUUGCCAAUGCAAGACACAUACAGAACUGUCUUCACGGAUGACAUAUUCCAUAACAAAUUUUCGAAAAUAUGCUUUAAAAUGAAGAAAUGCCCACCUAUCAUUCAAAGUAUUGUAUAUAAUUCAACUGUGCAUUUUAACUAGAAACAGGUGUUCGGCACGGUACUGACAUGCCUCAAGGUCACAAUACGGAUGUUUGCAUUAUGAAUUAUACCAUUCACGGGAAUUAUACCAUAAUACUGUUGUGGAUUUGGAAGGACUUGACCUGUGUUUCACCGAAUUAUCCAGCUUUGAUCCUUUCACUUUUCAUCCCCGAUUGACCUCAUCCAGUUAUGAGGUAUUACCAGGAACAGGCUGUGUUUAAAUAUUUCUAUGACACAGUAACCACAUGCUGCCUCUCUGUUUACUUAUUGGUUUGUUUUUGUUCACGUCCCUCAGGUCACUGAAUUCACAUUCCUUAAGUCCUUGAAUUCACCUGCCUUAUGCUUUUGUAUUCACAUGUGCUAUGAUUUUGUAUUCACAUGUCCUAU